This is a messenger RNA of Larimichthys crocea (large yellow croaker), 2893 nucleotides long. RefSeq names its product interferon-induced GTP-binding protein Mx. Gene Ontology annotation, cellular component: microtubule; cytoplasm; nucleus. Lineage: Eukaryota; Metazoa; Chordata; Actinopteri; Sciaenidae. The record is from RefSeq and is a predicted model, not a curated record. Gene Ontology annotation, biological process: receptor internalization; synaptic vesicle budding from presynaptic endocytic zone membrane; defense response to virus. Gene Ontology annotation, molecular function: microtubule binding; GTP binding; GTPase activity. The transcript is spliced from 12 exons. Bases 118 to 2076 code for a protein of 652 amino acids.
CCUGCAGUACCAGCACUUUGCAUCUGGCUGUGUGCAAGCAGCUUCUAUUGUAGACCCGAUACGGACUAUUAUUCUUUUAAACAAUUUAAAACACAAUUUCUUGCAGAAGUCAUCACCAUGAGCACUCUGAACCAGCAGUAUGAGGAGAAGGUGCGUCCCUGCAUUGAUCUCAUUGACUCUCUUCGCUCUCUGGGUGUGGAGAAGGACUUGGCGCUGCCUGCUAUAGCCGUGAUUGGAGACCAAAGCUCGGGGAAGAGCUCCGUGUUAGAGGCGCUGUCUGGGGUGUCUCUUCCAAGAGGAAGUGGCAUUGUGACAAGAUGCCCUCUCGAACUGAAGAUGAAGAGAAGAAAAGAAGGAGAGGAGUGGUAUGGAAAGAUAAGCUACCAGGACGAUGAGGAGGAGAUAGAAGAUCCUGCAGAUGUGGAGGAAAAGAUUCGAGAAGCUCAGAAUGAAAUGGCCGGGCCUGGGUCAGGCAUCAGUGAAGACCUGAUCAGUCUGGAGAUCGCCUCUCCUGAUGUUCCAGAUCUGACGCUCAUUGACCUGCCCGGCAUCGCCAGGGUGGCUGUAAAGGGACAACCAGAGGACAUUGGAGACCAGAUAAAGAGACUGAUACAGAAGUUCAUCAAGAAACAAGAAACCAUCAGCUUGGUGGUUGUUCCAUGCAACGUGGACAUAGCAACCACAGAGGCUUUGAAGAUGGCACAGGAAGUGGAUCCUGAUGGAGAGAGGAGUUUGGGUAUCCUUACCAAGCCUGAUCUGGUGGACAAAGGUACAGAAAACACAACGGUUGAAAUUGUCCAUAAUGAGGUCAUCCACCUGAAGAAGGGCUACAUGAUCGUCAAGUGCAGGGGUCAGAAAGAGAUCACAGAGAAUGUGUCUCUUACUGAAGCAAUAGAAAGAGAGGAAGCUUUCUUCAAAGAUCAUGCAUAUUUUCAGAUUCUCUAUGAUGAAGGUCAUGCCACUGUUCCUAAACUGGCUGAAAAACUCACCCUUGAGCUGGUGCUUCAUAUCCAGAAAUCUCUGCCUCGACUGGAAGAGCAGAUAGAGAAGAAACUAAUACAGACUCAGACAGAUCUGGACAGAUAUGGCAACGGACCCCCAUCUGACCCAGCUGAGAGACUCAGUUUCCUCAUUGAUAGAAUGACAGCGUUUACACAGGAUGCUAUAAGCCUCACCACAGGGGAGGAACUCAAAUUUGGAGUCAAGGUCAACAUCUUUUCCACACUGAGAAAAGAGUUUGCGGUAUGGAAAGAGAUCAUAGAAAGCUCUGGAGUAACAUUCAACUGGAAUAUUGAGAGAGAGGUGGUUCAGUAUGAACGAAAGUAUCGUGGAAGAGAACUGCCAGGAUUUAUCAACUACAAGACUUUUGAGGGGAUGGUCAAGGAGCAGAUCAAACUGCUGGAAGAGCCUGCUGUCCUAAAACUGAAGGAAGUGGCAGAAAUUGUGAAGAAAGAGCUGUUUAAGGUGGCAGAGAGCAGCUUUGUUGGAUUCCCGAACCUCAUCAGAACAGCCAAGGUGAAGAUUGAAGAAAUCAGAAAGGAAAAGGAGAUUGUAGCGGAGUCCAUGCUGAGGACUCAGUUUAAGAUGGAGUCGAUUGUUUACACUCAGGACAGCAGAUACAGCAAGAAGUUAGGGAAGCGGAAGAGAGAGGAUGAACCGGUUUUGGGUGGUUUUAGUGUUGCACUAGGGCAGAAGAGCACCAGCAACACUGUGGGCAACAGUGGGGCCACCCUGAAAGAGAUGAUCAAACACCUUAAAUCCUACUACCAAAUUGCUGGCCAACGUCUGGCUGACCAGGUCCCCCUGGUGAUCCGCUAUCAGAUGUUGCACGAGUCUGCCAUCCAGCUGCAGAGGGAGAUGCUGCAGAUGCUUCAGGACAAGGAGAAGCUGAACUCCCUGCUUCAAGAGGACUCUGGCAUAAAAAACAAGAGAAUCCAACUUCAGCUUCGUUUCAACCGUCUGACAAAGGCACGCAUUCUGCUGACUAACUUCAGUAUGAACAUAUACAACUUCAACACAACAGAACACCAAGACAUGGAAGAACGCCCUUGCCUGGAAGAUGAAUAUGGUUUUUAACAUUUAACACAGUCAUUUAUGUUGUUUAAAGUAAAAUGUAGUAAGUCUGUGGAUCUUGUAACAUUAUCGGAUUUUAUAUCCAGGUCUGAUUAUGUUUUUUGAGAUUUUUCAUUUAUUUUGCUCAUGUUUUAUAACAUAUUAUUAUUUCCCAAUAACAUGCCAAAUAUACAUUUACACAAGGUUCAAAAAGAUGGAUUGUUGUUGAUGUUGGUUGCUAUUUUGUUUUAGUUUUGUUUUAGUAUUUUUUGAGUAGUAGAGUUUUGUUUUUGUUUUUGGUUUUUUGGGCAGACAUCCUACAUAAAUCUACAAGGACUGAGCACAAAUGAAAUUAUUUACAUGAUUUAGCUUCACAGCCACGUUCAUUGAUCAUAUAGAAAAAAUACAUGUGUAACUAAUAACAUUAAUAGGGAUGACUCAGUUCCAUUGAAGUGUCCCAGGUGCCAUCAGUGCAAGAGGAUCCAGCAGGAGGAUGGUGGGUCUACUCCUGUAGUACCUUCUGUCUUUUGAAGCACUUUUCUCAUGAGAUCUUGAGGAAGAUCUAACACCACCAAACCUUUGAGUUGCAUUACUGUAACAUUAGGUAAGAGCCCACGGACCAGUCCCAAAACUGUGUGUUUCACACUGUGUACAGGGUGAAAAAAAACAAAACAAGUUAGCUGAUAAAUGUGGAGUUAAACUGGUUGAUUGGUUUAGUGCUAAUGAUAUUAGCUGUUAGUCCUGAAUUGUAACACCAUGUGUUAGACACUGUAAUGUGUACAUAACCUAUCCUCUGAAAUAAAACUGAAGACAAACUGUAAUCUUCUCUUGUAUUGUCAAA